CUUUGAGGGAAUGUGAGAGUUACUGCACAGGUGUAAUUCCACAGGUGUGUGUGUGUGUGUGUGUGUGUGUGUUUGCAUGCGUGGAUGCAAAGAAAGGGCAAUACAGGAAGUGGGAUUUUGGUGUAUUUGUAAGUGUGUGUGCGUUGAACAUCGAGGAUGCCGAACUCCACCAUCAACUUCUAUGCGCUGACUCAGUCCUUCAGCUCCUCGGACAUUAUUGUCAUAGUGACCUACUUCCUUCUCAACAUCGCUGUCGGCAUCUGGUCAUCAUGCAGGGUGAGCAGGAAUACUCUGAGCGGAUACUUCUUGGCUGGACGGGACAUGGCGUGGUGGCCGAUUGGAGCGUCUCUCUUUGCCAGUUCUGAAGGCUCAGGUCUGUUCAUCGGGCUGGCCGGUACCGGAGCCGCUGGAGGCAUCGCGGUCACCGGCUUCGAAUGGAACGCCACCUAUGUGUUGCUGGCCCUGGCCUGGGUAUUUGUGCCUGUCUACAUCUCUUCAGGGAUCGUGACGAUGCCAGAGUACCUGGGCCGUCGUUUCGGAGGAGGGAGGAUCAGAACCUACCUGGCUGUCCUCUCGCUGCUGCUGUCCAUCUUCACAAAGAUAUCCACUGACCUGUACUCCGGAGCCCUGUUUGUCCAGGUGUGUCUGGGAUGGAACCUCUACCUGUCCACUGUCCUCAUGCUGGUGGUCACGGCUCUCUACACUAUCGCAGGUGGUCUUGCCGCCGUCAUCUACACCGACACCCUCCAGACGGUCAUCAUGAUCAUCGGGGCCAUCAUCCUGACGGUCACCGCCUUCAACGAGAUCGGUGGCUACGGCAACCUGGAGCGCGUGUACCGCAUGGCGGUGCCCAGUAAGAUCAUCCCCAACAGCACCUGCCACCUGCCGCGCGAGGACGCCAUGCACCUGUUCAGGGACGCCGUCACCGGGGACCUGCCGUGGCCCGGCAUGACGCUGGGGCUCACCAUACUGUCCACCUGGUACUGGUGCACUGACCAGGUGAUUGUCCAACGGUCCCUGUCUGCGAAGAACAUUAGUCACGUGAAAGGAGCGUCCAUCCUGGCUGCCUAUCUGAAGAUGCUGCCCUUCAUCUUCAUCGUCCUCCCUGGCAUGAUCAGCCGAGCUCUCUAUCCAGACACUGUAGGAUGUGUGGAUCCAGAAGAGUGUGUGCGAGUGUGUGGAGCCGAGGUGGGGUGCUCCAACAUCGCCUUCCCCAAGCUGGUCAUUGAACUCAUGCCGAGUGGCUUGCGUGGACUCAUGAUAGCCGUGAUGAUGGCGGCUCUGAUGUCAUCGCUGACCUCCAUCUUCAACAGCAGCUCCACGCUCUUCACCAUGGACAUCUGGAAGAAGCAUCGCCAACGGGCCUCGGAGAAGGAGCUGCUACUGGUCGGCAGGAUCGUGACCGUGAUCUUGGUGGUGGUGAGCGUGGUGUGGAUCCCCAUCCUGCAGUCGGCCAACAGUGGCCAGCUGUAUGUUUACAUCCAAUCGGUGACGAGCUACCUCGCGCCGCCCGUCACCGCCGUCUUCACCCUGGCCAUCUUCUGGAAGAGGACCAAUGAGCAGGGUGCGUUCUGGGGCCUGAUGGUGGGCUUGGUGGUGGGUUUGUGUCGGAUGGUGCUGGAGUUCUCCUUCCCGCCUCCCAGAUGCGGCGUGGUGGACUCGGCGCCCGCCGUCCUGCGCAGCGUCCACUACCUCCAUUUCGCCAUCCUGCUCUGUGGACUCACCGCUAUUGUUGUCACCGUCGUAUCGCUGCUCACGCCGCCGCCCAGCCACGAACAGCUGUGUAACCUGACCUGGUGGACUCUGACUGAAGAGCCACCGAGAGAAAUCCCUCUGCAGAAAGUUUCCUCUCUCAGCCGCCGCAGCUCCCAGGGCUCUGAGCCGACCCGGCGGGGGACAUGUGGUCGGGGGACAGGACUGUGUAUCUCAGCGACGCGGCGCUCAGAGGAAACUCCAACUCCCAGAGUUCAAAGCAUGAGAGAGAGCGUGUUCUGGUCCAGGUUCUGCUGCGUUAACGCGAUUCUGGUGGUCAGCAUCAACAUUUUUCUCUACGCAUACUUUGCCUGAGUAGCGUCUCGACCUCUUGUUGACCUCCAUCGUCGAUCUCUCUGAGAACACGGCGACAACAAACUUCUUUCUUUUUACUGAUUUUACAUAAAUCUAGAUUUUACAUUUGUAAAAAAAAAAAACGUUUUAAACUAGAAAACACAGAGAGCAAGAAAACCUCCAACCCCCACGCAUCCUCAUGACGACAACGUUGAGAAUGAUCUGGAUCCACCUCCGUUUCAUACUACACAUAAUCAUACAGAUAAGAAUGACGUAGGAGAAUUUAAGGAAGCUCAAAAGGUCACCUUUUAAAAAUAUAAGCUGGUUUUAAAGUUUUGAGAAGGCUAUUCUAAACAUUACAAUGAUGCUCGUAGCUUAAAACAUGACAUUUCAAUGAAAGGCAGACGCGCAUCAUCUGAAAUUGAAAGUGUACGAAAUAUUUGGUCAGAAUACAUUUAUCAUGUUUUCGGUUAAAUGUUUUUACCAUCGUUGUUUUGGUCUAUAUGCAUAAUAGUAAUUAUAUAGUUGUGUUUAUGGCGUUGUGUUUUAUGCUAUUUAGUUCGUUUCCGUUGUUUGUAAAUCUAACUUUCUCAACCUUUUUGAUUUGUUAUGUCAAUUUAAAUAUACACACUUGGUGUUCUGUAUUUAGGAGAGCAUGUGUAGCAUCUAAAUGAUAUGAAAGUAAUAAGACGUUUUACAAUUAUUCUCUAUUUUUACAUAUUCAUCAGAGAGAUUACAAUGAACCUGAACUUUAAAUUGUCUUUAUCUUCUUUCCGCUUGACGACAGACUCACCCGGUUGAGAAGCGUCUGUCGCUGUGCUUUUUUUAAUGCUGAAAUUCUUAUAAAGGACCUCAUGUUAAUCAAAAGACAACAUAUCCCGACAGUUUGUCCAUAAAUGUUUAUUCUUGUGAUUUCUCAAAUAAAUUGAAAAGAUAUGUGCAUCAAAGCUACAAGUGUUGCUCAAGUAUUUAUAACCAGAUGUAUCACUCUUUA
Pseudoliparis swirei is the source of this 3040-nucleotide messenger RNA. RefSeq names its product solute carrier family 5 member 10 (gene slc5a10). The record is from RefSeq and is a predicted model, not a curated record. Gene Ontology annotation, molecular function: D-glucose:sodium symporter activity. Gene Ontology annotation, cellular component: plasma membrane. The transcript has 15 exons. Bases 157 to 2067 code for a protein of 636 amino acids. Gene Ontology annotation, biological process: transmembrane transport. NCBI's taxonomy places the organism in Eukaryota, Metazoa, Chordata, Actinopteri, Perciformes, Liparidae.